Messenger RNA from Pelodiscus sinensis (Chinese soft-shelled turtle), 1971 nucleotides. NCBI's taxonomy places the organism in Eukaryota, Metazoa, Chordata, Testudines, Trionychidae. The record is from RefSeq and is a predicted model, not a curated record.
AGAUUGUGCAAGGUCCAAAGAUCCUGGAUUCUGUACUGCUGAGUUAUCACAUUUGGGUGUACAGCCAUGCUUUGCACUUCAAUUUUUGUUCGUUUCAAUUGUUAGGAAACAAGUUGUGAGGAAGUUUUCCCUUAUCCAGAGAUUUCUAAUGAAGAAUUGGAAGAAAUCAACCAGUUUGUAGGACCAGUAGAAAAGUUCUUCAAUGAAGAAGUGGACUCUAAGAAAAUUGACCAAGAUGCUAAAAUUCCUCCAGAAACUCUAAAAGGAUUGAAGAGUCUUGGACUCUUUGGUAUGCAGAUUCCAGAGGAAUAUGGUGGACUUGGUCUCUCAAAUACAAUGUAUGCACGUUUAGGAGAAAUAAUUUCUCUAGAUGGGUCUAUUGCAGUUACUUUGGCAGCUCAUCAAGCAAUAGGGCUUAAGGGAAUCUUGAUUGCUGGCACUGAUGAGCAGAAAGAAAAGUAUCUACCCAAAUUAGCAUCUGGGGAGCAUGUUGCAGCUUUUUGCCUUACAGAACCUGGAAGUGGAAGUGAUGCAGCAUCCAUCCAGACCAGAGCUACCAUGAGUGAAGAUGGGAAAAGCUUUUUACUAAAUGGCUCAAAGAUUUGGAUAUCAAAUGGUGGCCUUGCAGACAUUUUCACUGUGUUUGCAAGGACUGAGGUUGUUAAAGAUGGUGUAAAAACAGACAAAAUUACUGCCUUCAUUGUUGAAAGAGCCUUUGGUGGAGUUACCAGUGGAAAGCCAGAAGAUAAACUGGGCAUUCGAGGAUCUAAUACCUGUGAAGUGCAUUUUGAAAACACAAAAGUGCCUGUAGAGAACGUUAUUGGAGAAGUAGGAGGGGGAUUUAAGGUGGCUAUGAAUAUCUUAAACAGUGGAAGAUUUAGCAUGGGUAGUGCAUCUGCAGGAAUGAUUAAGAAACUGAUAGAAAUGACAGCAGAGUAUGCAUGUACAAGAAAACAGUUCAAUAAGAAACUGAGUGAUUUUGGAUUAAUUCAGGAGAAAUUUGCCCUUAUGGCUCAGAAAGCAUAUGUAAUGGAAAGCAUGGCUUACCUCACGGCAGGAAUGAUGGAUAGGCCAGGCGUGCCUGAUUGUUCAGUGGAGGCAGCUAUGGUUAAGGUAUUUAGUUCUGAAGGCGCUUGGAUUUGUGUAAGUGAAGCUUUACAAAUUCUUGGAGGCCUUGGCUAUAUGAAAGACUACCCCUACGAACGUUAUCUCCGGGACAGCAGAAUCCUUUUGAUUUUUGAGGGAACAAAUGAAAUUCUGCGAAUGUAUAUUGCUUUGACAGGUAUGCAGUAUGCAGGCAAAAUCUUAACUGGAAAAAUUAAGGAAAUGAAGAAGGGAAAUAUCAGCGUUGCAAUGGAGAUAUUUAUGAACAAAUUCCAUGACCGCAUGGGCAGGAAAGUGGAUUUAGGACUGAUUGGUAAAGGUGGAGUGGCACAUCCCAGCCUAGACGAAAGCAGCAAGAAACUUGAAGAAAACGUCUAUUAUUUUGGAACUACAGUGGAAGGCUUGCUAAGGAGGUUUGGCAAAACUAUAGUGGAUGAGCAGCUGGUUCUGAAGAGAGUGGCAGAUGUCUCUAUUAAUUUGUAUGCAAUGACAGCAGCUAUAUCUAGGGCUAGUCGAUCCAUGAGUAUCGGUCUGCGCAACCAUGAUCAUGAAGUGCUGCUUACAAAUAUUUUCUGCACAGAAGCAUAUUUUAAGAAUAAUUAUGCCAUGGCGGAGUUAGAAAAAUAUGCUGCUGAAAACCUGGAUGACAGUAUUAAAAAGGUUGCACAGCAGGUGCUGGAAAAGAGAGCCUAUAUCUGUUCUCAUCCACUUGAUAGGACAUUCUAAUAGCAUUUAAAAGCUAGCCCAUUACCCGACUUGCAGAUUAACUAAUGGGUAAAUGAAUAAAAUUUACUUUUUGUACAAAUAUUUUUCACCAGCUGAAAAUGUAAUUGUAAUCUUGUAAAAUAAAACAAUUUUAUGGGGAGA